UUUGAACCGAAGGAGCGGGCCCCAAGGUCGUCCAUUUCAGACACUGAGGCCUGAACGUUUUUCAGGAUGAUUUAUAAUUGCGGAGAGAGCAUUUGGCAAACAUUUCUCAUCCGGGAGCCAGUUUUGGUAUGCAGUGAUUUGCUCCAUUUCCACUGCAAAUCUUAACUCUUUGCUGUCUGAACUGCACGCUCAGCUUCCCAGAAUGGAAUUGGGUUGGCACCGACAUUUGUGUUCGGGUAUUUGUGAAAAAGACUUUUCCCAGUGGUCUGCAGGAUAUCUGGCAUUAAUAUAAACGUAUGGCUGCCACUAUUCAUUCACAGAUCAUCUUCUUCCUGGGGCAGGCGCCGCCAAUGCCUUCUGGGCAUUCUUUGUUCUGACUUCAGCCUUACUGUUCCUCUGGUGGUAGUAGAUAGGGGAACUGGGAAGCUGUUUUCCUUUCCCUGCUGGCUCUGACAGGCCAGGAGCUGAAAUACUCUCCUGUCCUUCACCCUUAGCCAGUGUCUGGAAUGCUACCAUUAGACUGGAAGUAAUACCAGGAGGCUGAUUAAGGAUGAUGUCUCUAGGAAUGCCCGGGGCGAAUGUUUUUUGUUCGUUUAUUUGGUUGUGUUUUUUUUUUUCAAGAUCGAUUACUCCACUUUCAGACAUUUGUUUGUAACACUUUAGAUUGAUUUUUUCCUUUGCUUUAGUUUCUGUUCCCUGUUCCUGUUUAUUUUAGUUCUCCUUUGCUUCGUAUGCAACUUCCAAACUUGGCAUUUUGCAGAUAACGCCUCUCUCCUUUCAUCCUCGUAUGGCCCCUAAUGAUUUUGCCCAUUUGUCACGUUUGGCCCCAAAUACAACAUACAGCCCUAAGGGAGAUGCAGGGCUCUAUUUAUUAAUGUAACACAGAUACGCUGUAGUGAUUUAACAGGAGUGGAGAUGGCUGAAUACACUUGGUUAUUUGCUGCAUAGAGAGCAGGGUUAAACAUAUACCUACAGCUGGCCCUCCCACUCAGUCACGGGGCUCAGAGUUGACCUCCUUGCUUUCUCAACUCCUAGAAGCACAAGGAGCCUUUGGUGCACUUGGAUCCACUGCUGUGCCAGGUCUUGGCCGAGGGCUAACGCCUACGGGAUCGUACGCCACUCUAAGAAAUAACCCUAGAGAAGCUCUCAAAGUUUCAGUCUAACCAUGAGUCUCUUACAGAAGAUCAGUAUCAGCAAGGUGUCCUGACGUCAAGGUGCAAGGGAUCUCUGUGCAGGCGUGACCUUGUGAGGUGAAGGGAGAUCGUGUUGUGUGGCCUGGUGCUGUGCAAGAGAACUCCAGGGGCACUUGGGCUGCCGUCCAUUUGGGGCUCCAGUUCAACUUCUGCCUUCCAGCUGCAACCAUCCUAGCCUGCAGGAGAGCAGCAAAUGGCCUCAGCACAGCCAUCUCAGGAGCCCGUGAGCUUUGCGGAGGUGGCCGUGUAUUUCAGCAGGGAGGAGUGGGCGCUGCUGGACCCUGCGCAGCGAGCGCUGUACCGGGACGUGAUGCUGGAGACGUACCAGUGCGUGGCCUCGAUGGGUCCACUUCCAGCCCCCAAACCCGUGGUGAUCUCCCUGCUGGAGGGAGGGGAUGACCCCUGGAUCCCAGAUGUGCGUAGCCCUGAGGCCGUGCCAGGAGACCUCAGCCCAGCAGGAGCCGAGGUCACAAAUCUAAAGAAGGGUCUGCAGAAAAGUGGUGUGGCCAAAAGGCAGAGCAGCCAUGUCUCAGUGGGAAGAAUCAGAAAGGAUGUCCAGAGGUGCCUGGAGAAAGCACAGCACUCCAAGAAGCCCCUGGGAAACCGUCCGGGAAAGAAGCUGAGGAAACCUCUGGAUUUCAGCAGAGGUCAAAAGCAGACUGAAGACCCGAGGAGCAAGGAAGCGUGCCAGAAGAAGCUGAAUCCACGUGUUCUGCGUAGGAAAAGCUUUAAAAGGUAUGCCAGCCUCGUUAAUCACCAGCGUGUGCACUCUGGGAAGAGCCAGUACAAGUGCUCUGACUGUGGAAGGAGCUUCAGAUGGAGAUCCAAACUCACCCAGCACCAGCGCAUCCACACUGGAGAGAGACCCUUUAAGUGCUCUGAGUGUGGGAAGAGCUUCAAAAGGACCUUCCAGCUGACGGUGCACCAGCGCAUCCACACAGGAGAACGGCCCUUUGAGUGCUCUGAGUGUGGGAAAAGCUUCAAAAGCCGUUCUGAACUGAAGCUCCACCAGCGCAUCCACACAGGAGAGAACCCCUUUAAGUGCUCUGAGUGUGGGAAGAGCUUCAAAAGCAGUUCCAACCUCAGAGUGCACCAGCGCAUCCACACAGGAGAGAGGCCCUAUGAGUGUCCCGAGUGUGGGUGGAGCUUCAAAAGGAGUUCUCAGCUUGCUUUCCACCAGCGCAUCCACACAGGAGAGAGGCCCUUUAAGUGCUCUGAGUGUGGGAAGAGCUUCAAAAGGAGUUACCACCUCACCUACCACCAGCGCGUCCACACGGGAGAGAGGCCCUUUAAGUGUCCUGAGUGUGGGAAGAGCUUUAAAAACAGUUCCAACCUCGGAAUACACCAGCGCAUCCACACGGGGGUGAAACCCUUUAAGUGCUCUGAGUGUGGGAAGAGCUUCAAAAGCAUUUCUGAAUUGAAGCAGCACCAGGGCGUCCACACAGGGGAGAGAUCCUUUAAGUGCUCUGAGUGUGGGAAGAGCUUCAGAAGCCGUUCGAACCUCACAGUACAUCAGCGUGUCCACACGGGAGAGAGGCCCUUUGAGUGCCGUGAGUGUGGGAAGAGCUUUAAAAGCAGUUCCAACCUCGGAAUACACCAGCGCAUCCACACGGGGCUGAAACCCUUUAAGUGCUCUGAGUGUGAGAAGUGCUUCAAAAGCCGCUGUCACUUGAAGCAGCACCAGCGCAUCCACACGGGAGAGAAAUCCUUUAAGUGCUCUGAGUGUGGGAAGAGCUUCAGAAGCCGUUCUAAUCUCAACUCCCACGCACGCGUCCACGAAGGAGGCAGACCUUAGAAGUGCCCUAAUUUUGUGAGAGCCUUCAAAAAAACUUCCAGCCUCGUUACCUACCAGCACGUCUGCACAGGACACAGAGCCUGCAGUGCUCCAGACUCUCCAGAGCUCCCCAGCCUUCAAACCAGAGUAGAGCCUUUGAUUUUGGACACUCUGUUGUCUCUCUCUCUCUCAUUUUAUUUAAUUACCCUCAGUUCCUGUUGUAUUGUAUUAUAUCGUGUUAUUUAGCAAUCCGAUAUCAAAUUAAGUUUCCUCCUUGGAUCGUUGCCGCUGUUCUGUUUUUUAUGGGCUCAGCUCCCAUCUCCCAACUUCCCCCUUCUCCCUUCCACUUUUUUUUGGGGGCUGGUGUGCCUUCAGGCCUCCUGUCACGGACACAGAUUCACUUAGAUAACUCUGUGACAAUAGUACUCCCCUUAACUCUGUUUCUAUUUAGCACCUCUGAUUUCUCUCUCCAGGAGAAAUUCAAUUUCCUUGUUCCAAGCCACCGGCCCUACUCUCUCUUUAAAUCUGUUCCGAAGCAAAACAAAAUCCUCAAAGUCUCCCAUUCAGUCUCCAUCUUCUGGGCUACUUGUCAUCUUCUUUGCAAUGUAACAUCCCUUUCCCAUAUAGUCACUUUCUGUCCUUACUGCACACUGUCACAACCAGUGCUUGAAAGAAACUUCUUCACCAGAACAAAGCAGCUGUCCCAUCAACCACGUGUUAAGUGAUGUUUCCAAGACAAGAACACAGGCAACUGGUCACAUAUCUCGACAUCAAAGGCAGCCUUUUGUUGUUGACUAUUCUUUAAAAUUUCAACUAGAGCACCAGAGAGAGAGAACCAGUCCUGGGACUUCCUCCUGUGAUUAUCUUCCUCUCUGAACGCAAAGUCCUCUGGAGUACGUAGUUGUUCUUCUCUUCUGGGAACCAGGUAUCCGGAAAGUUGUCAGUCCGCAGAACUGGAGCAUAAACUCUUUAAUUCCUCAUGCUUUACAUGACGAUAUGAUGCGUAAUGCCAAUAACAGGAAUCGUAAAAUCAUGGCAACUGUUAAAAGGAAAACUAAAUGUUUUCCGUUAUCUCUGUGGAAAAAUGCUUUAAUGGUGGCAAUUUGUCACGAAGUUAUCUCCAGAUCUGCCUGUGUCCGUGACAGGGGGACAUCAGGCCCACAGCCGAGGGAAGGGGAGGGUGUCAGCUGUUGACAGGCUGGUUCAGCCUGCACUGUGACUAAUGGGGCAGGGGAUCUACGGGUCUACACCCUGGGAAAAGGGAAAGGAAAAGGGGGAAGGGAGAUGGGAGAUGGACCUAAGAACAGAACAGCGGCAAUGAUCUGAGGAGGAGAGUUAAUUUCCUACGUAUGAUAUUGGAAUACAAGACAACACACUGUAAUACAAUAUAUGAUUGGAAUUGAGGCUAAUAAAUAAAAUGAGAGAGAGAGAGAGUGGCUGCCCAGAGCCACAUCCAGCCUGGCCUUGAGUGCCUCCAGGGAUGGGGCAUCCACAGCCUCCUUGGGCAACCUGUUCCAGUGUGUCACCACCCUCUGAAUGAAUCCUUUGAUUGCAUCGUCAACAAGUUUGCUGAUGGCACCAAGCUGAGUGAUGUGUUUGACACGUUAGAAUGAUGAUCAUAGAUUCAAAGAAUCAUAGAAUUUCUCAGUUGGAAAAGAUCUUAAAGAUCACCAAGUCCAACAGCAAUUUAACCAUACUACCCUAACUCUAACAACCCACCUCUAAAUCAUGUCCCUGAGCACCACAUCCAAAUGGUGUUUAUAGUCAUUCAGGGAUGGUGACUCAACCGCCUCCUUGGGAAGCCUAUUCCAGUGCGUAGCCACCCUUUUUGUAAAGAAGUCUUUCCUGAUAUCCAACCUCAACCUCCUCUGGCACAACUUGAGGCCAUUUCCCCUGUUGGUGUCGUGAGAAGACACCAACCCCGCUCUCACUGCAAUCACCUUUCAGGUAUUUGAAGAGAGCAAUAAGGUUUCCCCUCAGCCUCCUCUUCCCCAAACUAAGCAGCCCCAGUUCUUUAGUCUCUCCUCGGUGCACUGUCCAGAGAGACCUCAACAAACUCGAAAGUUGGGCCCUUGUGAACCUGAUGAGGUUCAACACAACAACCGACAGUGAACCGUCGCGAUGCUAGAAGAACACUUGAUGACAUCAAAGAUCACCAAACAAGGCAAUGUCUGUUGGGCAGUCACCAGCAGCGGAUAUGAUCAUGAAUUUGGGAAUGUAAGGAAUAUGUAACAAAUGUGAAAAUAUAACCCGUUCAUAAACGAACAGCUGGUGGAUCGUUCUUGUAGAGUUAUCCUGAUGCCACCCCAAUGCUGCCAAGAAAGAAUACCUUGCUUUGAAUGAAUUGUCGGCCCAGGUGGGACAAUCUCUGCUCAGCUGCAGAAGCCGUUGAGAACAGGACCUCCUUGGCACCCCUGCAGAGUCCUCUGGAGAGAAUCCUUGCCUCAACUGGAUCACUGUGGGAACAGACAAGGACCAUCUGAGGAAUAAAAAAAAUAUAUAUAUUUCUUUUUAAGUUUUGGGGAGCAGUACACUGGAGAGCCACCUGUAAGUUGGUGAAGAUCACAGGGUUGGCUGGAUUUGGAAGAACCAAUUGCAGGCGGGAGUGCUGCUGGGUCUGGGAAGCCACCUGUAAGUAGACAGAGAUCGGAGGGUUGGUGUAUGAGCACCCAGGUUUACAUUUGGGCAACACCUGAUUGUUGGUUCAUGUUCUACUGGGUACGUCUGGGUUUUGAAAGUGCUGAAACAUGGCUUUGUUUAAGCAUGUUUUUGUUUAAUGCCUAAGGAAACUGGGAACAUAAAUAUAUUAGUCCCUAAAUGUGGGACUAAGUGAUGGGUGUUCGUGGAAGUUGGAGAACUGUGCUUUUGACUUGUGGUUUUAGGAAGUAGAAGGACAAAAUGUUUUGAUGGCGUGUGGAAUUUUAUUUGAUGACAUAUGGAAUUCUUGAUUUUAAUGGUACGGAAGUGUAAUUGGUGGUAAUAUACGGGAUCAUGACUGAUGGCAUGGAUUUUUAAAGAUACACAAAAUCUACAACUAACAGUUAACAAAAGUGUGAUUAGGUGGAAUUUGCGGUAUCCUGAAAUUAGUGAUUCAUGCAACAGUUUGCUGUUGUGUUGAGAACUGUAUGUUAAUGUGAACAGCAUUAAAUGGAAGGCAACUAUAUAGGUUGGUUUGCUUCAGAAUAGGGAUUAGUAGAUUAGUUUAAGAACCAAUAUAUUAGUUUAGCAAAAGAAGUCCAUUAAGUGAUGCUUCUAAAACUUUCCAUUUCAGCUAUAGUGGGUGAACAGUCCUAUUAUUCCUCUGUAGUUUUGCACUGGGGACAUAAUAGAACACUUUUCCUCAAUUGUUUUGCCUCGCUAGAAGCACUGGAGUCAGAAUGAAAUGCUUCUGUCCUUUGCCUCAAAAUGAUCAAGGGCAUUUUCCUCAGGUUCCACACACACUGCUGUUAAGAAGUGGGUCACUAUGGGCAGUGGAAUGGGUCGCUAAGCAGUGGAAAUCUUCCAAACUGGGGAAAAGUGGAUGGAAGUGUGACAAGGCUUCAGUGAUGCAGCUGAUGGAGAAAAAAGGGGAAGAAGUAGUUGGGCACUCGCCCACCCUAGAUACCACUGAGAAUGCCCAAAGGGACAUCAGCACAUAUCUGGGAGUCCAUGAAAAGAAUGAAUGUGUGCCAGUGUGUGCAUAUGCAUGUCUUAACUGUUCAGAUUUAGGAGCUGAACUCUGAGAGGGCGUGCUUGCUUGUCAGGUCACAUUGUAGGAAUGGAAUGUUGUUUCUGCAUUAGGUAUUGAAAAAGAGGAAUUGAUCUGAAGAAGUAGAGCACAGUGUAUUUGUAUUUUGUAACUUGUCCUUAGAAAUAGCUGACGUGUAAAUGCAGAAAUACCAUCUAUGUUAGUAACAUAUUUUAGAAAUAUAUUUGUUGAAUUGUGUGAUUAAUUCUUGCUUGCAAAACUGCAGUAGCUUUCAAAUGUUCCAAAUAGUAUAGGUAUAGUAUUAUGGACUAGAAAGCAUACUGUAGGGCUGUUCUGUUUGGAUAAGAGACCCUCAGCAAAAGAAAAGCAGACUUAACAAACAUCAAAGCAGGCAGGGCCUCUGCACAAGGCUGGCUUGCCUCGCUCUGUGGGUAGGUUGGGAUGCAACAGGCAGGGAUGAAGACACUCCCCCCAUCCUCCUUCUGAGCUUAUCUCUAUGCAAGGACGAGCAGAUGUCCAGAAACAAGGAGCGAGCGUUGAAUGAGCAGGUGUGAGAAGUAAUUAGUGAUGUAUGCUUAGCUAGCAACAAGUGAUGUUUAGCCAGUAUCCGUGUGUUCAGUUGAGCGUCGGGAAGAUUGUGAACCUGCAGUACUCAGCCAAUGAGGAACCAGGGCAGAAAGAGAGAAGCGUUGAGUGAUAGGGCAUAAAGAAUGUAACGCUGUUUUCUGUGUGCUCUCCUGCUUGCAGGAGGCCCACCAUUGCAAAUGCAAAUAAAAUCUGCUUUCUCACAGGUA
Messenger RNA from Meleagris gallopavo (turkey), 7449 nucleotides. NCBI's taxonomy places the organism in Eukaryota, Metazoa, Chordata, Aves, Galliformes, Phasianidae. The record is from RefSeq and is a predicted model, not a curated record.